Molecule: messenger RNA, 1020 nt
Organism: Micropterus salmoides (largemouth bass)
Lineage: Eukaryota; Metazoa; Chordata; Actinopteri; Centrarchiformes; Centrarchidae
Product: major histocompatibility complex class I-related gene protein-like
Biological process (GO): immune response
Cellular component (GO): external side of plasma membrane
Source: RefSeq, a predicted model, not a curated record
UACCCUCAUUUCACCCUUAGUGCUCGAACUGGCGAGACAGCAGUUCACAAAGCUUUCCAUCAAAUGUUUUGAGGCGACAGGUCACAAUGAAGAUCCUGGUUUUCCUGGCUUUCCUGGUAUUAGUGGGCCCACAUGGCGCAGCCGCAGCGACUCACUCUCUGAAGUAUUUCUACACUGCGUCUUCUGGAGUCCCAAACUUCCCAGAGUUUGUGAUUGUUGGGUUGGUUGAUGAAGUUCAGAUGUUUCACUAUGACAGUAACACCAGGAGAGCAGAACCCAAACAGGACUGGAUGAGCAGAGUCACAGCAGGUGAUCCUCAGUACUGGGAGAGGGAGACUCAGAGCUCUCAGGGUGCACAGCAGGUCUUCAAAGCCAACAUUGAAAUUGCAAAGCAGCGCUUCAACCAAACUGGAGGUGCACACAUUAACCAGAGGAUGUACGGCUGUGAGUGGGACGAUGAGACUGGAGAGCUUAAUGGGUUUAAUCAGUAUGGUUAUGAUGGAGAAGACUUCAUAGCAUUUGACCUGAAGACAGAGACAUGGAUCGCUCCAACACCACAGGCUGUCAUCACCAAACACAAAUGGGAUAAUAACAGAGCUUUGACAACACAGAGAAAAAACUACCUGACCCAGAUUUGUCCUGACUGGCUGAAGAGGUAUUUGGCCUAUGGGAGGAGCUCUCUGCUGAGAAAAGAGCUUCCCUCAGUGUCUCUCCUCCAGAAGACUCCCUCCUCUCCAGUCAGCUGCCACGCUACAGGUUUCUACCCUGACAGAGCCCUGAUGUUCUGGAGGAAAGAUGGAGAGGAGCUUCAUGAGGACGUGGACCUCGGAGAGAUCCUCCCCAACAACGAUGGAUCCUUCCAGAUGAGUGUUGACCUGAAUCCUCCAACUGAAGACUGGGAGAAGUACGAAUGUGUGUUUCAGCUCUCUGGUGUGAAGAACGACAUCAUCACCAAACUGGACAAAGUGAAGAUCAGAACCAAUGAAGACAUGAAGACCUCAUCUGACACUACAGGACCAG